Penicillium maclennaniae is the source of this 750-nucleotide messenger RNA. RefSeq names its product ubiquitin carboxyl-terminal hydrolase. The record is from RefSeq and is a predicted model, not a curated record. Gene Ontology annotation, biological process: protein deubiquitination; ubiquitin-dependent protein catabolic process. Gene Ontology annotation, cellular component: cytoplasm. The transcript is spliced from 2 exons. Gene Ontology annotation, molecular function: cysteine-type deubiquitinase activity. NCBI's taxonomy places the organism in Eukaryota, Fungi, Ascomycota, Eurotiomycetes, Eurotiales, Aspergillaceae. The coding region runs from base 1 to 750 and encodes 249 amino acids.
AUGACCGACUCACCAGAUGUUCCAAAUUCCCAAAAGGCCUUUGUGCCUCUCGAAAAUAACCCCGAAGUCAUGUCCCACCUAGUCCACCAACUUGGGCUUCCACCGACCUUCGGCUUCACCGAUGUAUUCUCAAUUGACGAACCCGACCUCUUAGCCUUUGUCCCUCGCCCGUCCCACGCCCUCCUUCUCGUCUUCCCCGUAAGCUCCACCUACGAAGCAUCCCGCACAAAAGAAGACAGCGCCCUCCCCGAAUACUCCGGCACGGGCCCUUCCGAACCCGUUACAUGGUUCAAGCAAACCAUUCGCAACGCCUGCGGUCUCAUCGGUCUUCUCCACGCCGUGGCAAACGGCGAACCCCGGCAACACAUCACGCCCGGUUCGGACCUCGAUACUCUGCUGCGCGAAGCAGAGAACUUGGCGCCUGUCGCGCGGGCUGACUUACUAUAUGACAGUCAGGCGCUGGAGAGUGCACAUGCCAAGGCGGCGAAGUUGGGGGAUACAGCGGCUCCGGAGGCGGAAGAUAGUGUUGAUUUGCAUUUUGUGGCGUUUGUCAAGGCGGGUGGACAGCUUUGGGAGCUUGAUGGAAGGCGGAAAGGGCCUUUGGCUAGGGGCGCGCUUGGGGAAGAUGAAGAUGCGCUAAGUGAGAAGGCACUUGGAUUGGGGGUUAGGAGGUUCUUGAGGACGGAGGCAGCUGGGGGAAAUCCGGACUUGAGGUUUAGUCUGGUUAGUUUGGGUCCUGUGUUUGAUUAG